GGUGAUCAUUUCCAUAGCGUACUUGAACACCGUGACUAUGGCCCUAAUUUUAUCAUUUAUAUUGACUCAAAAUUGCAAUUCACUACUUACUACCAAUCCACACUGUUAUGGUCCACUAACUGGAAAUUAUGGAUGAAAGCAGAAAGCAUGCAUUUGUGAAUUAUGAUCCUUCGAAUCACCGGCCAAACCGCACCCAACGCCGGGAAGUAUCUUCCUACAUCGGAAAGCACUAUCGAAAUCGUUCAGCCCCUGCAAAACGAGCGCAGCAAGCCCCGGACGCCAAUGGCAACCAGGAGAUGGCUCGGCCAUUCCUGCAGCCAAUGACACCUUCGAUGGAGGUUCAAACACAAAUUGUCAUUCGAGGAUCGCCGUCUCGUGUCUUGGACUACAAGGCCAACCAUGACCCAGAGGCCGUGGGAGAAGAGGAAAUCGCUAGGCCCGAGAUACCUCAUUACUCAAGACCCGGCAUUGAACACGAGAAUGGGAUUUUGCUACUGCGGCCUGUCUUAGAAUGUUUUGUGCCUGCUUACCCGCCGGAGCAUCGAGAGAAAGUCUUUGAUGUUUUGGAUUUGCACAUUCACUUCCUGGCGGCCCGCCUGAUGCACUGGGGCCCUGGGGCUAAUCCGUUUGUUCGCUGCUGGGUACAAAUGAUCUGCGCAGAUGUUGCAUUGUUUGACGCUGUGGCGGCUUUUACACAUGGCGUACGGAUCACCGCACUGGAAGACAAGGUCACACCAACCGCCACAAUGUUAUGGCAUAAGGCACGAGCGUUGAAGGCGCUGCAAGCCAAGAUCGCAACAGGCGCAGGGACAGGGACAAGACCAUUGACUGAGCACCAAGCCGCAACCUGGACAUCAAAUGAGACGAUUUUAUCGACCUUUUACUUAAUGGAAGCUGCCGCCCGGUUCGGUUAUGAAACUGAGUUCCGGGCGCAUUGUCAGGGGUUGCUGAGGAUGAUGCAGAUGAGGGGCAGGGUUGCGAGCGGAUGCUUGAAGGAUCUUUUUGUUCUACAAGCUGCUGGGUUAGUCGAGGGUACAGAAAUGGCCUCUGCGAUUCAAAAUGAAAGUGAGCAAACACAGCAUGAUUCGUCAAGCAGUGUUGUGGGAUUUUCCGGAAUGCCCGUUACGAUUCACUCAGAGCUUCGAUACCCGGACCUGCAGCCAGGCACUCAGUUUAGUGGAAAGCUGAGAAUGACGAUCAAUGUCUUGCCUAAAGGCUUUCGCGAAUUGGCGAUGUUGGGAAAUCUCAGCAUUGAAUUUAUUCUGCUUCUCGAGGAGCAGCUUAAAGAGGCCGGAGACGACACCCAGACAGCCGAGCGGCAAACCAUGGGAAUUAGACGAGCGCGCCUGUUACUCACUCGGUCACAAAAUGUGGUCGAGCGUCUGGCCUGCUUGGGCAUGGUUGCGUUUCUCACGCGUCGCACGGCACAGAUGCAGAUGUUUCCCGAGGUUGCUUAUAUAUAUAAGCUCGGGAUGAUGGGAAGGCAGAUGUCUGCUUUCGGUGCGGAGGGCAAGUCGUGCUACGGUGAAUUGAGAGUUUGGGCGACUCUUGUUGGUACUGAGGUGGCAAUUACGGCUGGUGCUAAUCUGAAGCUGCGGGCCGGUCAGCUAAUGAGGGAUGUGUUUCUUCAAGAGGAAUGGAUUAACGACUGGGCUGACGUGGAAAUGAUAGCGAAGCGGCAUUUGUGGGAUGAAAACACUCUCACUGCAUGGAGGAGUCAUUGGAUGACCUACGGCAAGCCGGGGCAGCUUAGAGAACUCGUUAAACAUGAAUAGACUGUCUUUAUAAUGAAGGACUCUUUCUUUACAGUUCCAGAUCUACAUAGCCAAACAGCUUCAUCGUCUCUCCGUCAUCUGCCAUCCGUUGGGCCCAGGCUGUCAUCGCCUUCAUGAAAACACGCACGUUCUCCUCCUGGCUCAUAUCAAUCGGCUCCUGUCCUUUACCUACCUGCCGCAUCUGGGUUCCUGCAAUGAUAUUGGUCAAGGCAAAGUCGUCUUGGUUGACUUUUGGGUCGAUGGCACCGGUAAUUGUACCAUUCAGUAUGUCUUUGGUGAGACUAAACUCCUGUGCGAUCACUCGCCCAAGACCAACCCCAUCAACUGACUUCAGCGCUUCCAACAUCCCUUGUAGUGUUCUGAAUCCCCCAGUAACAUAGGUCUUUGUCUUGCUCAGUGAAGGAACGAUCAUGUCCGCGAACUCCAGGAAAAAUGCUUCUCGCUUUCUCGUAGACUCGCGCUCGUGUUUAAAUGCCAUAGCCUGGUAUGUGCCACCGCUUAAUUCGACAAAGUCGAAUGUCGCUUCUUCAAGCAUUUGGCAGAGAUUUCGUGCUUCCUCCACCGUAAACCCGCCAGACUGGAACUCCACACUGUUGAUUUUGAUUCCCAGAAUGAAGUCCGGAGAGGUAUUUGCGCGAAUAGACUGCGCAAUCUCCAUGAUUAGGCGAGCACGAUUCUGCAAGCUACCGCCAUACGCAUCAGUGCGAAAAUUAGUGGUUCGCGAGAGAAAUUGGGAAAGGAGAUAUCCGUGUGCACCUUGCAGUUCAAUGCCGUCAAAUCCGGCACGCUGCAGAUACUGCGCCGCGUAGGUGAAACUGCGCACAAUCUCGUUUAUUUCUUCCUGGGAGGCGGGAUGGGGUUUCGCAAAUUCAAGGCCGAGAACCUUUCCUUGGAGCUGCACAUCACUCGCAGAGACAGGAUUAGGCUGUAUUCUGCGGUCAACCUGUCGUCCGGGGUGCGUGACCUGGCCCGUAAUGAGGCUACCGUGAGCCUUUGCGAGCGAAGCAAGCUUGGCGAAGGCUUCAAAACGUGGCCCCUCAAAGGGAGCGUCCGUGGGAAUGAUGAGAUUGCCCGCGGCUUCAAGCUGGUCAUAUGCCAACAUGAUAUUGCCGGUCAGGAUGUGGCCGAGUUCGCCUUCCCCCCAUCGCUGGUACAAAUUGUGUAUCGCAGUCGAUGGAACUCCGCGAGCCUCUUUCUUCUGGGGAUCCCAUGAACUGAGCUUUUCCGUCAUUGAGGCUUUCAAGAACCUAUUGGGGGCUGUUGUUUGGCUGAACUCGAAGCGCAGCGGUUGCGCCAAUGGCGAAACAUCUUCGACUGGGGAGUGGAAGCGGGAGGUCAUUGUUUGUGGUUGGAGUACUGCUGAAACUCGGAAGGUAAAAGAGAAGUGGGCUUAAGUAAACAAGAUCUUUGUGUAAGCCUACAGGUCUAAAGGGUGGACGAUUGAAGACUUUAUAAUUUCCGUAUCCAACGACAUUCUUUUCCGGUGAGAUUAAUACUCUCUUUACUUCUCCGGGGGAGGCACAUCUGGAGUGAGUGAUGUCUAGAUCCUUGGCUCCAAAUUACUAAGCUACCAAAUACGCG
Messenger RNA from Penicillium brasilianum, 3356 nucleotides. Lineage: Eukaryota; Fungi; Ascomycota; Eurotiomycetes; Eurotiales; Aspergillaceae. The record is from the annotation of a GenBank genome assembly.